AUGAAGUCGCGUCGCAAGACACUUAUUCUCUUCGGGGUAUGCAACUUAAUUGUUUUCAUCUGCCUAAUCUUGAUCAUCUGCCUGUCCGGCUUCCUGCACGAGUCACGCAAAUUUAGGGCGCUACUCUUCGUCAUUGUCGUCGUGUUAUUUUUCCAUUGCCUCAUUGGCGACUUCAUCAAAUUUCUUGGAUACGCCUGUUAUGCCGCAUUGCGCAAGAAACCAGCCAUACAGGAAGGACCGGAUGUGGGACGCUCUGCAGCCACUAACAACUACGAUGAAGACGCGUUGGUGCGUCUGCAGCUAGCUAGCCACGAAGCAGCCAUGCACGCUACCUCAGCGCACUACAAUGAGUCGCUCAAUCUCAAAUACAAACUGAUUAUCAACGAAUUGCGGCUCUAUGGACUCUAUUUUCUGCUGCUAAUGCUUUUGGUGGUCGGCUCGCGCGAUUACCUUACCUACUACAAUACACAUACGCUUCAAACGGUUUUCCUGGAAAAGCGUUUAGAUGCUGCCGGACUGUAUUAUGUGCACACGCCGAAUGAUGUCUACGAUUAUAUAAGACGCAUUGUGGUAAAAGCAUUCAAUCAGGGUCGCGACUACAAUGAGGAGGUUAUAGAAGAACCCGGCUGGAUACAAUAUAAUAUAGCUAAGCUAUUGGGCGUUGUGCGGCUGAGACAAGUGCGGCGCUUGGAUGAGCAUAUCGGUCUCGACACGCCUAGCUUCGAUGAGCGAAAUUUUAUGCCACGUUGGCGUUUGCCAUACGAACAGCUGCACUACAUCAGCAAGUAUAUACACACUUACGGACCGUGGUUGGAGGGACAAGUAGAUUGGAAUAUAUUUACGCCGCGUCAUCAUUACGGCAAUUUGCAUACGUAUGCAGAGAAUAACGGUUAUGUGACUUUUUUGUCGCGCGACUUGAACAAUAGCCUGAAAAUAUUGGAAUAUCUGAAAGCAUCGAACUGGAUUGACGCGCGCACUGCAGGUGUCUUUAUCGAUUUUACGCUCUACAAUGUCGACUCGAAUAUCUUUAGCGUCUGCACGAUUCUAUUGGAGUAUACACCCUUCGGAAAUGUGCUGUCACAUGUCGAUGUGCAAAGUGUUGAGUUGCUGAUGAAUUUAGAUAAUGUACCCGGCAUAAUGUUGCUCGUAUUCCUCUUGUACCUUCUCACCUUGAUAUACUUCGCCAAACAUUUGGUUUUGAAUAUGCUCUACAAAACAAAAAUGUCCUCGUCGCCCUGGAAUGUUGUGGACUUUGUGAUAAUUGCUUUGAAUUUGUUCAUCCUGAUUUUGAUUAUUGUACGCGAGGCCAAGGUGGCAGCGUUAAUGGCGCGCUUCGAGGACUCGAUGAAGCUGGAGUUUGUGGAUUUUCGCGUGCCAGCCCAAAUCGACUAUCUAGCCAAUCUGAUGAUUGGUUUUCUCAUUUGCUUGACCACCUUGCGGCUGUGGAAGAUUUUUCAGUUCGCCAAACCUUUUCGUGUCUUCACACGCACGCUGUAUCGCGCCCGCUUUGCGCUACUCACGCUGCUGGUGAUCAUCGUUAUAUGGCUAAUCGCUUUUGGCAUCAGCUCGUACAUAAUCAAUGGCAAUGACAGCGAACACUUUACGCACUUAUUCAGAAGUUUCGCCGCCUCGAUGAGCUACUCAUUUGGCUUCAGCAGCACUGUUAGUCCCUACGAUCUAACCUAUGGCGGCUUGACGCUCGGUUUCAUUUUGUAUGCGCUCCUAAUGUUUGUAAUUGCCAUUGUUUUGCUGAAUCUUUUCAUUACGUUGAUUUGCGACUACUUUGCGGAGAACAAAAAUACACCAGACGAUGAGGAGGCGAGUGAGCUGGGCUUUUAUGAAUUUCUUCGAGUUGAAUUCGGCAGUUGGGGUCGCUGGUGUAAGCGUACAUGUUGCAGUUGCUGUGAGAAACGUGUCUAUGAUCCGAAGAAGCGCAACGUUAAGCAACGAAUCGAUAAAUCUGUGGCGGAUGCUGAGAAGAAGGCAGAGAAACGCAAGUUGGCAGGUCGUGAGGAUGCGGGUCCACCAUACGGCCGGCACUUGCGUGAUCUCGAUCAGGUGCGAGCUAUGGCGCGCAAGAUGAAUGCGCAGAUCGCACUGCUGCGUCGCCAUCAACGUUGGCGUCGACGUUAA
Molecule: messenger RNA, 2133 nt
Organism: Rhagoletis pomonella (apple maggot)
Lineage: Eukaryota; Metazoa; Arthropoda; Insecta; Diptera; Tephritidae
Product: polycystic kidney disease protein 1-like 2
Exons: 1
Coding region: 1-2133 (710 amino acids)
Biological process (GO): detection of mechanical stimulus
Cellular component (GO): membrane
Molecular function (GO): calcium ion binding; calcium channel activity
Source: RefSeq, a predicted model, not a curated record